Molecule: messenger RNA, 560 nt
Organism: Thlaspi arvense
Lineage: Eukaryota; Viridiplantae; Streptophyta; Magnoliopsida; Brassicales; Brassicaceae
Source: the annotation of a GenBank genome assembly
ACUCACGAUGCUGAAACAGAGAACUACAGAUUACAAUCUCAUCACGAUCAUAACCUAUACUCUCUAGAUGAUCUCAUAUCGAUCACCUUCUCCAAGCUCAUCUCGCUUGAACAACAACAAUCACAAUUCAGCAUAAUGAACCCUUCACUUCAUUCCCAGUCUCUCUUUUACUCUUUUCUUACGCCAAGUAAACCUCCACGCCAGCUUCAAUAUCUCGAUGAUGCUUAUCAAUCUCCUCGUCUCGAACAAGCGCUUCAAUGGCCGCUCUGUUGCAUUCCCGAAGAGAUUCUGAAUCCGUUGGUUCCAAUGGCUCUCAGGCUCUCCAGGAGAUUGAUGGAGAGGUUUAAGGGAAUCGCCGUGGGCCAACAAUUUUGCAGUGAGUUUUAGUUUGGCAUUCCAGCUUACAAGAGGGAGCCUGCAGAGAAGAUUGGUAGUCGCUUUUCUUGAUCUAUAGAUUCUAGAUUAUUUUCUAUAUAUUAACCAUUUUGUAAUUAUUAAUUGUGAAGUUUUUAUUAUCAGUAAUACAACAAUUAUAAAAAUCUGAAAUUAAUCAAAUUUGG